AUGAUGAAUUUUGAACAGUUGGCCAACGAGCUGUUCCUUGAUCUCUUCGAAUAUCUGACAAGUGCUCAUCUUUUACAUGCUUUUUCCGAUCUCAAUUAUCGCUUCAAUACACUUCUGAUUAUUCAUUUUCGAAGUCAUGGUCUCGAUUUUCGAUCCGUGUCGAAAUUUCAUUUUGACGGUAUUUGUCGCAAACAUCUUCCAUCGAUGAUCGAUCGAAUAAUUGCACUUCGUCUAUCGGAUGAUCAUGAUACUCCAGAUCAAAUCGAUCUCUUCUUCUCCUAUGGUUUCACUCUACAUCAAUUUGUUCAUUUACAAUCAUUAACACUCUAUCAUCUUCAAUCGAAUCAAACAAUUCGUCGUAUAGUUGUACAAUGUCGUCGUCUUCCUCAUCUUACUCGAUUGUGUUUGAUCAAAUGUUCGUCGAAAGUUCAGGAAAGAAUUGUAUCAAAUAUUGUCAAUACAAUAUGGCGUCUAUCACAAUUGAAAUAUUGUCAUCUUGACUGGACUUUGAUACCAAUUGCUUAUUUUCCGGUUCCGAACAUUCGAUCGAAAUCGAUUGAAUAUCUAUCGAUUGAAAUUCUUCCCGUGGAUUUCAUUGAAAUAGUUCGUCUAUUUCGAUGUACACCAAAUCUUCGAUAUUUACAUUUUCGAAUCGCUCAUCCUUCGGACGAAAAUAUAUUUCAAUCAAUGAAUUCAUCUAUAUCUUCUCUGAACCUUCGUAUUAAUCAUCAUUCAUCGAAUCAAUUGUUCAAUCUUCUGCAAAAAAUGUCCCAUUUGAUUAAAUUAACGCUUCUUACCGAAUCCAUGAUAAUCGAUGGUCAUCAAUUCGAAGAACUCAUAGUCAAUUAUUUACCAAAUUUGAAAGUGUUUCGAUUUGUUAUGUACCGUGAUGUUGAUGCUUAUCAUAAUUAUGAAAGACAAAUUGAUCAAAUUCUUCACUCUUUUCGCAGUUCAUUCUGGCUUAUCGAUCGUCGAUGGUUUGUUCGAUGUCAAUUGGAAAUAUUAUGUUCACAUCCGUUAAUUGUUCUCUAUUCGCUUCCGUUUGCAUCUGAUACAUUUGCUCUUCAUUUUGGACCUCCUGAAAAUUGCAUUAAAGCGACAUGUCCUUCGGAAGAUGACUAUUGGUCUUUUGAUCGUGUAACUACAUUGAUUUAUAAUUCAGAUAUAUUGAAUGGAAUGAUUCGAUAUCCUUUUCGUUUCUCCAACAUUCAACAUCUUGAUAUAACUUUUCCAAUGUGUGAUCAAUUUUUGUUAAAUAUUCCAAGAUUAGAUCAUUUAAUAUCACUUGUUGUAUCAAAUAGAGAUGAUACUGAUAGUGAUAAUGCUUUCAAUCAAUUGCAAUAUCUGAUCGAUCGAGCACCACAUCUCUAUUCAUUAACAAUUGAAACAUGGUCAUCAUCGAUUAUCCAAGAGAUUCCAGGGAAAAUCAACAGUACAUCGAUUCGUCGACUCGAUUUACAAAGUUUUUAUUAUCCUAAAUGUGAUCGCUGCUUUAAUACUGAACAAUGUUUAAGAUUCACUCGUUCACCAUUAGCCAUACAAUGUGAAGUUCUUCUUAUUGUUAUUGAAAAUCGAACUGUUAUUCAUGAUCUUGUCCAUCGAAUGAAGAAUCUUCGAGCUUUGAAAGUCUAUUGUCCACGUGGCCGAUCCAAUGAAAGAUCACCUACUAAUCUUGAAAUAAUACAGUGGACAUUGUAUCACUAUCCUUGUACAUUUCUCGAAGAUGUAACUCGAAUUGAAAAUAAACGAGUGUGGAUUCGUUAA
Messenger RNA from Rotaria sp. Silwood2, 1764 nucleotides. The record is from the annotation of a GenBank genome assembly. Lineage: Eukaryota; Metazoa; Rotifera; Eurotatoria; Philodinida; Philodinidae.